Paramecium octaurelia is the source of this 4227-nucleotide messenger RNA. The record is from the annotation of a GenBank genome assembly. Lineage: Eukaryota; Ciliophora; Oligohymenophorea; Peniculida; Parameciidae.
AUGCUCAUGCACCAUCACUUGAAUGGGUAGUAAUAAGGUUCCUCAUCACGUUCGAUGUCAAUAUCUAUGGAUGAUUCAAUCAAUAUGUAAAUACAACCAAUUGUUUAAAAAAUGGUCGUUGUCAACUCUCAUUAACUAUUAGUGAGAAAACCAUCUAACUAAGCUUAAGAUAUUGUUCAUUCACCACCUACAGCCAGCUUAACUCCACAGCAGCCAUCAGAAAAACUUCCUGAAAAAGACAUGAAGGAUUUAUUAUUAAUAGAUGAAGAACCAAGCAUCAAAGAAUAAUCUAUAUAAAUAACUCCAGAACCAAAAAAUAAGAAAAAGCAAAUCAAGGAUAAUGUAGCUAACGCAGAGAUAAUCAUAGACGAAAAACCUUAGAAUUCCUACAGUGAUGUACAUUGGAGUAAAUUAAUUACAUCCAAAACAAGUAUCACUCAUCCUUCAUUCCAAUUAAAAUUUCUUUAAGACAAGGCUGCAGAAUUCUCUAUCAAAAUAUCUUCUUUUGAGUGGCUCAAACCUAAAUUACAAAAUACAUACUACUAUAUUAGUAGUGCUGUCUUAAGUGUUUACUUAAGUUUUUUCAUCACAAUAAUGUUAUUCGAUUUAAACAAUGGAAUGUAUUAGCAACCAAUUUACUAAGUCAUAUUGAUGGCAUUUUGGUUAAUAGAUACUAUAAAUUAAAUACUUUUUAUUCAAUAUAAAAAUGGAGAGGAAAUAGUAAUAAUGGAAGAUUUAGUUGUGAGAUACUGUAAAUUUCAAUCAUUAAUUGAUAUAUUGGGCAUAAUCCCGAUAAUAUUUUGUCUAAUUUCAAAAGGGAUGCCUGUUAUUUAAUUAUUGCAUCUAGUUAACAUAUGGAAAAUUAGAAGAGUGUUUUAUGAAUUGUAAAUGUUAAUAGGUAAAUUCGCAUUGUACAUUUAUUAUAUAUUGGAACUUCAUUUCGUUUAAUUUAUAGCUUUGACUAUAAUUCAAUUUUCGUUGGAUAAACAUUUAAAUUUUUUUGAUGAAUUCAUCGUAUUAUUCUAUAGAUCAGAGAAUGCUAAUGUUCUUACUUAUAUCGUUAGGCUUCUCAUUCUAAUUUAUUAUUUCUAUUUCAUACAUAGAUACAACACCGAAGAUAGAUGGAAACUGAAUCAGAUUUCAAUUCAAAACAACACAAAGUAAAAAAUUAAUGGGUAUAUCAAUAAAUUAGAGAGUCAAUCAAAAGUUGAUCUCAAUUUCCUGGAAUACUUACCUCAGCCAUAUGUUGAAGACUUCAAAAACUAACGUUACAUGUAGAUAUUGUCUAAUAUACCAAUUUUUAAGUCUUCCUUCUCUGAGAACACUCUUAAGGAGAUUUGCAACCUUAUUCAAGAAUACACUUACAAUCCUAAUUAAACUAUCCUUCUUUAGCGAACUCCUAAUCAGUAACUGUACUUUAUUUUAUCAGGAGAUGUCAGGAUAUCCUAGAGAAGGGAAGGAGCCUAAGCAAACUGUGAAUUUAAAUUAAAAGUAUUAGGUGAAGGUUAGAUGUUCAAUAACAAAGCGUUUUUCAAAAAUUCUUUCUCGAACAUCUGUGCUACUUCAAUAGGAUUCUCUUAAAUUGCUUAAUUGGAUGUUGAACUAUUUUAGGAGUGUAUUAAACAUCACUAUUAGGAAAAAUAGAAGUAUAAGAUGAUGUUGGAUUAAAUUGUGCAAUAGGAAUUUUAUAGUUUAUGUUUAAUGCGUUGUUACGCUUGCGGUAAAUUUCAUGAUAUUGAUGAAUGUGAUCAGGUACACUAUGUCCCUAAGAGAUCUUUCUUAGUUUCUUACAUUUAAUCUAAUGAUGUAUAGGGAAGACUUCCAAAGAAGAGAAUUAGAUGUAGGCAACAGAGAACUAAGUCGUUCAUGUUAAAGAUAGAGGAGAAUGCUUUGCUCUACCAGUAAUUGAAUAUUGAAUCAGAGUUAUCUGAAGAACAUAGGCAUUUAGAAGAGAUGAUAAGUAUUCAAUAAUAACAUUAUUUACGGGAAGUUACUAAUCCAUACACAGAAAGAUAAAAUUCACUAUUGCAAUCUUAAUAGNAUUUAAACAAUGGAAUGUAUUAGCAACCAAUUUACUAAGUCAUAUUGAUGGCAUUUUGGUUAAUAGAUACUAUAAAUUAAAUACUUUUUAUUCAAUAUAAAAAUGGAGAGGAAAUAGUAAUAAUGGAAGAUUUAGUUGUGAGAUACUGUAAAUUUCAAUCAUUAAUUGAUAUAUUGGGCAUAAUCCCGAUAAUAUUUUGUCUAAUUUCAAAAGGGAUGCCUGUUAUUUAAUUAUUGCAUCUAGUUAACAUAUGGAAAAUUAGAAGAGUGUUUUAUGAAUUGUAAAUGUUAAUAGGUAAAUUCGCAUUGUACAUUUAUUAUAUAUUGGAACUUCAUUUCGUUUAAUUUAUAGCUUUGACUAUAAUUCAAUUUUCGUUGGAUAAACAUUUAAAUUUUUUUGAUGAAUUCAUCGUAUUAUUCUAUAGAUCAGAGAAUGCUAAUGUUCUUACUUAUAUCGUUAGGCUUCUCAUUCUAAUUUAUUAUUUCUAUUUCAUACAUAGAUACAACACCGAAGAUAGAUGGAAACUGAAUCAGAUUUCAAUUCAAAACAACACAAAGUAAAAAAUUAAUGGGUAUAUCAAUAAAUUAGAGAGUCAAUCAAAAGUUGAUCUCAAUUUCCUGGAAUACUUACCUCAGCCAUAUGUUGAAGACUUCAAAAACUAACGUUACAUGUAGAUAUUGUCUAAUAUACCAAUUUUUAAGUCUUCCUUCUCUGAGAACACUCUUAAGGAGAUUUGCAACCUUAUUCAAGAAUACACUUACAAUCCUAAUUAAACUAUCCUUCUUUAGCGAACUCCUAAUCAGUAACUGUACUUUAUUUUAUCAGGAGAUGUCAGGAUAUCCUAGAGAAGGGAAGGAGCCUAAGCAAACUGUGAAUUUAAAUUAAAAGUAUUAGGUGAAGGUUAGAUGUUCAAUAACAAAGCGUUUUUCAAAAAUUCUUUCUCGAACAUCUGUGCUACUUCAAUAGGAUUCUCUUAAAUUGCUUAAUUGGAUGUUGAACUAUUUUAGGAGUGUAUUAAACAUCACUAUUAGGAAAAAUAGAAGUAUAAGAUGAUGUUGGAUUAAAUUGUGCAAUAGGAAUUUUAUAGUUUAUGUUUAAUGCGUUGUUACGCUUGCGGUAAAUUUCAUGAUAUUGAUGAAUGUGAUCAGGUACACUAUGUCCCUAAGAGAUCUUUCUUAGUUUCUUACAUUUAAUCUAAUGAUGUAUAGGGAAGACUUCCAAAGAAGAGAAUUAGAUGUAGGCAACAGAGAACUAAGUCGUUCAUGUUAAAGAUAGAGGAGAAUGCUUUGCUCUACCAGUAAUUGAAUAUUGAAUCAGAGUUAUCUGAAGAACAUAGGCAUUUAGAAGAGAUGAUAAGUAUUCAAUAAUAACAUUAUUUACGGGAAGUUACUAAUCCAUACACAGAAAGAUAAAAUUCACUAUUGCAAUCUUAAUAGACUCCUCACAUGGCAUCUCAGUAAUCUUUAAGAGAAUCUAUUCAAUCUCAAUAACAGCCGGGACAUUAAUUAAUGGAUAUUCCUAAUAUAAGUCCUGUUCAAUAUGUUUAAUAACCUCCUAGUGGAAUUUCGCAUAGUUCUUAUGCUUAAUUAUUAAAAGAUGCAUCUGUGAAUCGCAAGAAUUUCAAUGGUUCUUCAGAUAAGAAUUCUAGUGGGAAUGUUUUUUCGUUACCCUACAGCAGCAAUGGAAGCAAAACAAAUCCAAAUAAUGUUAUGUAGAAUAAGGAUAAGGAUGAAUUGAUAAGUAUAUAAUUGAAGAAGGCCAAAUUGAAAGACAGUGUAUAUUACCAUCAGAGGAGAAUACAGAAUUAAAUAGAGAGUGAGGGUUCACUCACCCCAUCUAAGUAUCAAAAGUGUCAAACCACUGCACCGCAAUAGUAACAGGCUAAGGCUUACAGAUCAGAUCGUAAAUCCAAUUCCUGCAUUUCUGAAUCUGAGAAAGGAGAAUACCAAGUGCCGUAAUAACAACAAGAGAAACCAACAUCAAAGUAUGGCAUAGCCUCUUCUAAAUUUACUGGGGAAACUGCAAAAUAGUUUAUGAGGAAUCCUCUGGAAAUGCCCAACAUAGAAUUCUACUAAUCUUUUGAAAAGAGUAAUCAAUAUAGUGACUAUUUCCCCUAAUACAAUGUGGAUUAAGCAAUUGAAAGUUAUAAACAAUAUUAAUAAUCUAGAUCCAGUGUUCAAAAAUGA